CAACGUGUCCGGGAAGGCAGGGCUUGGUGGCGGCCGCGGGCCGGGGCUUCUCUGUGUCCUCCGGUUCUACUCAGCCUUCCUCGGCUCCCCUCGGCUGCCCUUAGCGUCUCUCGGCCCUUUUCAGCCCUCUCAGUGAGAGGCUCCUCUCUCAGACCCCCUCUCACCCCCGUGUUCUUCCCUCAGUCCCCCUCGUCACCCCCAAACCCUGUCAUCUCUGAGCUCCCCUGAUAUUCCCUCAGCGCCCCCAUCUCCCCUGGUCUCCGCUCAGCCCCACCGCAGCCCCCGCGGAGAUGGAUGACGAACCCGAGCGGACUAAGCGCUGGGAAGGAGGCUACGAAAGAACAUGGGAAAUUCUUAAGGAAGACGAGUCCGGGUCGUUGAAAGCAACCAUCGAGGACAUUCUCUUCAAGGCAAAGAGAAAAAGACUCUAUGAACACCAUGGACAAGUUCGGCUUGGAAUGAUGCGUCACCUUUAUGUGGUUGUUGAUGGAUCAAGAACAAUGGAGGACCAAGACUUAAAACCAAACAGACUUACUUGCACUCUGAAGUUACUGGAAUAUUUUGUUGAAGAGUACUUUGACCAGAAUCCCAUUAGUCAGAUUGGCCUAAUUGUAACCAAGAGUAAAAGAGCAGAAAAAAUGACAGAACUCUCAGGUAACUCAAAAAAGCAUAUAACUGCUCUGAAGAAAGCAGUGGAUAUGAACUGCAGUGGAGAGCCUUCUCUAUAUAAUUCCCUAAAUUUGGCCAUGCAGACUUUAAAGCACAUGCCAGGACAUACAAGCAGAGAGGUUUUGGUAGUCCUCAGCAGUCUGACGACAUGUGAUCCAGCCAACAUCUAUGAUCUAAUUAAGUGUUUAAAAGCAGUAAAGAUCAGAGUAUCUGUCAUCGGCCUAAGUGCUGAAGUUCGAGUUUGUACAGUACUUGCCCGAGAAACCGGUGGAACAUACCACGUUAUUUUAGAUGAAGGUCAUUAUAAGGAACUGCUGAUGCACCAUGUUAGUCCUCCACCUGCCAGUUCAACUUCUGAGUGCUCCCUUAUUCGAAUGGGUUUUCCUCAGCAUACUAUUGCUUCUCUAACUGAUCAGGAUGCAAAGCCCUCCUUUAGCAUGGCGCAAUUGGAAAAUAACAGUGACCCGGGUCUUACACUGGGUGGAUAUUUUUGUCCUCAGUGCAGAGCCAAAUACUGUGAACUUCCUGUAGAAUGCAAAAUCUGUGGUCUUACACUAGUGUCUGCACCUCACCUGGCUCGGUCUUACCAUCACUUGUUUCCUUUAGAUGCCUUUCAGGAAAUUCCGCUGGAAGAAUACAAGGGGGAACGGUAUUGUCAAGGCUGCCAGGGAGAAAUAAAAGAUCAAAAUGUGUACAUAUGCAAAGUGUGUCAGAACACAUUUUGCGUGGAAUGUGAUCUGUUUGUUCAUGAUUCGCUGCACUGCUGUCCUGGCUGUAUUCAUGAGCACCCUGCUCCUGUAUCUGUAUGAUUUCGUGUCUUUUCAAAAAUUGCUGUAUCUUUCUCAUUCUUGCAUGAAUCUAAUUUGCUUAUUCAGCCGUUGCUUUAACUUGAUGCAUCUCUGAACAAGAAGAUGAUUACAGAGGGAUGAACAGUGGAGUAGAUGCAAAUUUUAAUGUUUUAAUGAUUUUAUUUCUGUUAAUAUAUACUUGAAUCAUCUGUAUCUGUUUUUUGUUCUUGUCUAAAGAACUAUGGCUUUUUCCCAGCUGUUAUUAUAGUAAUGUGUAUAUUUGUAAAUGUGAAAGUGAUAAAACUGGUCUUUAUGAUAAUGUGAUGUUUCAUCUUGGUUUCAUUAAGAAAAUUGUUCAAAAAGAAGCCCUGAAAAUACAUUUUACACAUCUGUUAUUACAAACUUCUGGUUUUGGUGGAUGGUGGAUUUCUGUUGAUCAAAAUAUUCUUUUGUAAGAAUUUAAAAUUUUUUUUGAGCAAUUAGUUGGUAGACAACAUAUAUUAAUUUCAAGUAUUAUGAGUAUUCACCUUGGUGUUCGGUAAGGCAGCUCAAAUACAGCUGUUAUAAAUGUGCUGAAAACACAUUUUAGGUUUUAAUGGUGCAACUCAAAGCUAACUGAAUUCUAUUACUCCUGUGUCUGCAGCUGUCUGGUUUAAAUUUCAAUUUCUUGUAUGAUUGCUGGAAGGCAAGGAACUUGGGAAAAGACUAGAGUUAAUACAAUAUUUAUAUUAAUACAUAUUGUCUGAUGGACUCAUUAUUGAAGAUGAAAAGAUCUGCUGUUUGGUUCUGAGGCUACACUGAGAUGACAGAACUGCUAAUCAUCUUCUCUCCUUGGCUGAACCUUAGAGCAACAGACAGUAAAGUGGGUGCAGGAGGGGAAGCGUCCAUCCUUACCUGAGCUUUGAAGAAUAGAAAUUGAGAUGAAUGGAAGACACCAUUUUGCAGUAUCUGUUCAAAGUGUGUUUGCAGCUUGAACCUUUGAGAAUUGUAAUGUGCUACGCCUCAGCAAAAGGUUACAGGUGUAGUGUCUGAAGUAAUACAUCACAAUGGAUUUUCUAGAGUCACCUUGUGAUGAUUGUAAAUACAUCAGUGAUUCAUUUGCUAUGGGUGUAUAGGACUUAAUUUUUGAGCUUUGUUUUCUGUCAGAUUAGAAAUGGCAAUAUAACAGCUGAAUCUUAACACAGAAACAAGCAAAGAACCCAGCCUCCUCCUCAUACGUUAGUUCAAUUCUUCAUGCUCACCACAUAUAAACAAUACAUGCUACUUUUCAGUUCUUACAGGCAGCUUUCAUUCAAUUGUUAGUAGAGUUCUUUCUAUGCUUUUUCUACUGAUAGUGCCUGCAUGCUGGAUGGAGUGCAGUCAUUCUCUUGUGUUGUCAGAAAAAUUACUGUUGAGCAUCAGUAUCUGGUUUUGUGCUGAGUCAAACAAUCCCUAUAAAUCCUUUGUGCUGCAGGUUCUAUUACUAAAAGCUAGCAGAAAAGACAUGGAGUGUUUGUUCUGGUCUAGCAGGCCAUUCCAAACCAAACUAAUGCUCUGGGCAUCUGGGUCUUAGAUAUUCUGGUGCUGGUGACAGCCUCUUGAGACAGUGUUUUCUGGUAAUAUUUUCAUAUUUGCAGUAAGUACUUUCUAAUAGAAAUAAAAAGGGGUUGUCUGAACACUUCAAAUCCUCCUUCUCUUACUAGAUACCAAAAUAACAUACUUCUACCCAGCUUCUGUUUCUGAAAGUAGAAAGUGUAGAAGUUGCAGCCAUAUGCCCAAUUAUCAGCUUGUGGUCACAGCAAUAAUUUGGUUUGUACUUUCCUACCCUUUCAUCGGUAGAACAGUUCAAAUUAGCUUCUAAAAAGUCAUUACUAGGGCAAUAUUCCUCUGGUGUAUUAAGACUUUCAUCUGUGUCCUGUGUAUUUAAAGCAGCAUGGAGGAAAUCUUUCCUCCACCUGUUCUCUUUGACUGGGAUUCACUGGCUCUCAAGUCUCCCUUGCUUGUAGGAAGCUCCAAGCUUUUUAAUUCUUGUUUAUUUCCUUAUUUACUGCAUCUGCCAUAAGAUCAGUCAAUCAAUGAAGUUAUUAGGAAGCCUGUGAGAAAUUCUUGUAGGUUUUGAAGAUGUUGCAUAAAAGGUUUCAGACUUGCUGAAGGAAGAGACACAAAAAGACCAAAGUACCCUAUGGUGCGAUUGUGCAGCUGUGGCAAGAAGUUUGUGACUAGAGAGUGCUGCCAUGUCGAAGGGAGAGGAUUUCAAAAAGGCAAGAGCCCUCACUUUCCUUCCAGUUUACAUUUUCUUUGUAGGAAUAAAAGUUUCUAUCUGUGAUAACACUUAUAGCUAAUUUCCUUAUCUUGACCCACAAGUCUUCCAUUGUGUUUCCUCUCCCCUGUGAAGCUAAGGUGGGUAGAGCAGCUUUGGUGUGCACCUCUUGUCCAGCCAGGGUCAACCCACCCCAGUAAUUUUUUAAAAUAUAGUAGGACUAGGAGACUUUUAUAACAAUCACAGCCUUUUUUGGAUUGGGAUUUGAGUGAGAGAGGAAUGUUGCUUAUAUAGGCAGUGAAAAAAAUUAAAACCAACAGAUUGGAGAUCCUGGACUUAGAAUCACUUUCUUAAGAAUGAACUUGUUUGGUAAAUGUCAUAAAUCUUUAAGAUGCCUCAAUUACUUGAGAAAACAAAGCUCUUUAGACUUAUAGGGAGCAGAAUUUGUAUACAUAUAGCUGACCCACAGACAUGUCUGCUACAUUCUGAACCAUCACAAAGUACUUUCUAUCAUUGUCUUACCGCAAUACUAAUAACAACAUGACAAAAUUGUAUGUUUUGCCACCUUUUUUUUUUUUUUCCCCCUUAAUCUAAGCAGAAAUUCAGAAUCCGCUAUCAACAUUUAGUAAUGGCUUUGAGAUGGAAGAAUUAAGAUUGAGAGGUUCACUGAGGCCACUCUAGGUUUUUAAGCUACAGGAUGAAAUUCUUUGAAUGUGCUAAUUCCCUGUGUCAUCUUGCUCAAAUCUCAUUUCCUUCUUUCCCUCCAUUUUGGUUGUAACACCUUCUGAAUACUUGCUAUUAUAAUUGUAAAGGCACAGAAAUUUCAAUUUGGCAUGUCAGAUUUAAUAAUAGUCCUGUUUAUACCAUCUCUGCAGUUACCUUAUCUCUUCUGAGUAGGCUAAAAUCAACUUUUUAUAACCUGUAGAAACCAUGUUAUUAUGGAAAGAGAAGUGAUGAUGAAUGUUAUCUAAAAGAUGUGCAUAAUAUAAUUUAGUAGUCUUGUUUUUUCAAAAAAAUGUGAAAAAGGAUCCUGUAGCAGAGACAAAUAACAAUUAAAUACAUGAGCUGAAUCUUUUUGCUUUG
This is a messenger RNA of Hirundo rustica (Barn swallow), 4779 nucleotides long. RefSeq names its product general transcription factor IIH subunit 2 (gene GTF2H2). Gene Ontology annotation, cellular component: transcription factor TFIIH core complex; transcription factor TFIIH holo complex. The transcript has 15 exons. The coding region runs from base 291 to 1478 and encodes 395 amino acids. Gene Ontology annotation, molecular function: zinc ion binding. Gene Ontology annotation, biological process: DNA-templated transcription; regulation of transcription by RNA polymerase II; nucleotide-excision repair. Lineage: Eukaryota; Metazoa; Chordata; Aves; Passeriformes; Hirundinidae. The record is from RefSeq and is a predicted model, not a curated record.